Messenger RNA from Amborella trichopoda, 1284 nucleotides. Its product is annotated as GDT1-like protein 4. Gene Ontology annotation, molecular function: manganese ion transmembrane transporter activity; calcium ion transmembrane transporter activity. The record is from RefSeq and is a predicted model, not a curated record. Gene Ontology annotation, biological process: Golgi calcium ion transport; calcium ion transmembrane transport; manganese ion transmembrane transport. NCBI's taxonomy places the organism in Eukaryota, Viridiplantae, Streptophyta, Magnoliopsida, Amborellales, Amborellaceae. Gene Ontology annotation, cellular component: Golgi apparatus.
AAAAUCAUUUCAUUUUUUAAAGUCCCCCAAAAUGUAGGCACCAUUUGGGGCUAUUUCGACGAGUCCUGCCUGAAUUUGCAGGCAUGGUCGUCUAGGAGCCGAGCAUAUUCCCCCAAUUUUAUUUUGUAGGAACGAAAGGCGUGGAUCAUGGCUGCUUCUUCGGGCCCGAGAGUUGAAUCUUGUCGUGUUGGUGCUCGCUUUAUUCUUGUUUUUGUUCUGUUGACAGCUGCUUAUGGAUUGGAUCAGGAAUCAUUAGGUUUGGAUGAUGAAGAUACCCGCUCAAAUGAGUCGGACAGUGUUCUGGAUAGGCGGAGUAAGAUAUCUUUGCGCUCUAUUAGGAAAGAUUCCACAGGUGGAAUUGACGAAGCAUCUGUCUAUGUAAAUGCUGGUCUUGAAGGCCUUUCGGGACAAUUUGGCCUUGGAAUCUUUGAUGCAUUUUUCACCAGUUUGUCAAUGAUCCUUGUUAGUGAGAUUGGGGAUGAGACAUUUAUAAUAGCUGCUCUUUUGGCAAUGCGUCAUCCAAAAUCUAUCGUUUUGUCUGGUGCACUCACGGCCCUUAUUGUGAUGACAGUGCUUUCAACUGGACUAGGUAGGAUAGUUCCGAACUUGAUAUCAAGGAAGCAUACGAAUAGUGCAGCAACAGUUCUAUAUGCCUUUUUUGGUCUACGUUUGCUUUACAUUGCCUGGAGAUCAGAUUCAAAGACGUCUCAGAAAAAAGAAAUGGAAGAAGUUGAAGAAAAACUAGAAACAGGACAAGGAAAAACCGCAUUUCGUCGCUUCUUCUCAAGGUUUUGUACACCGAUUUUUUUAGAGUCAUUUAUCCUUACCUUUCUAGCUGAAUGGGGUGAUCGUAGUCAAAUAGCAACCAUUGCUCUUGCAACUCACAAAAAUGCGAUUGGGGUUGCUGUGGGAGCAACAUUGGGCCACACCAUUUGCACUUCUGUGGCGGUUGUUGGGGGAAGUAUGCUGGCUUCAAAAAUCUCCCAAGGAACGGUCGCUACCAUUGGAGGCCUUCUCUUUCUCUGCUUCUCUCUAUCCUCUUACUUUUACCCUCCUUUGUGAUUUUAGGAAUUCGUUUUCUAUUCUUUUUGUUGCAGCAUGCAGAAGGGCUUCCUUUAAUUUGCUCACUCAGAAAAUUCAAGUUAAAACAGUGAUUUUAGCUCUGAUGGUUGACAGGAGCUGAUUUUGGGGGUCUAAUUUUGUAUAAUAUAGUCAUAGAAGUUGAAUGCGCUUGUAUUAAAUGCAUUAAGCAUCAAAGGAAAGUAUAGAUAUAAUUCAAAUUUA